AAUUGCAGGUACUACAUGAGCCCCUGAUUGAUGAGGAUCCCGUUUUCAUUGCUACGUGCACGGAGAGGGAGCUGCGCAAGAGGAAAAAGAGGAAAUUCAGUCUCUGGGUUCGGCAGUGCUCAUCCACUGGUUUCAUCUGCCAGAUUUAUGUCCAUCUCAAAGAAGGGAGUGGUGCUGAUGGGCUGGAUGCUUUGAAGAACAAACCACAGCUUCACAGCAUGGUGGCCAAAAGCCUUUGUCAGAACGCCUCUGGGAAGAACUACAUCAUCUUCACUGGCCCAAGCAUUACCAGCUUGAAUCUCUUUGAAGAAUUUGAGAAGCAAGGGAUUUACUGCUGCGGGUUGCUGAGCGCCAGGAAGAGCGACUGCACAGGCCUACCUCCAUCCAUGCUGAGCAACCCUGAAACUCCCCAGUCCAGAGGACAGUACAGAAUAAGAAUGAAGGGAAACAUGUCCUUGAUCUGCUGGUACAAUAAAGGACACUUUCGUUUCCUGACCAACGCAUAUUCACCCGUUCAACAAGGAGUUAUAAUUAAGAGAAAAAGCGGAGAAAUUCCAUGCCCGUUGGCGGUUGAAGCAUUUGCAGCUCACCUGAGCUACAUCUGCAAAUACGACGACAAAUACAGCAAGUAUUUCAUUUCUCACAAACCAAACAAGACCUGGCAACAAGUAUUCUGGUUCGCCAUCAGCAUCGCUAUAAACAAUGCCUACAUCCUGUACAAAAUGUCAGAGGCCUACCACGUGACAAGGUACAGCCGCGCACAGUUUGGAGAAAGACUUGUAAAGGAGCUGCUGGGCCUGGAGGAUACCUCACCCUCCCAUUGAUGCAUUGUUCUUGGUGGCGUAGGCAGGGGGUGGAGGGUAAGCAGAAGAAGAUACCAUACCUGGAACGGCAAAACAAGGAACUUGGGACACCACCAGUGCUGUCCUUAUCCAAAAAUGCCAAGUGAUGCCACUAGAGAGGUGGAAACUUUGUUCCUAGUAGCAGCUGGAUGUAAACAUGUCCUGCAGAAAGUGCCACUGGAAAAGCUGUCACAAAGUUGUGUAUGUGAAUGCCCUGUGGGACUCUGUAAACCAGAAAUGGACUUAAAUUAGCAGUCAUCUCAAUACUAUUUGUUGAACAGGGUCAUCUUGU
Messenger RNA from Eurypyga helias (sunbittern), 1134 nucleotides. RefSeq names its product piggyBac transposable element derived 5 (gene PGBD5). The transcript has 5 exons. The record is from RefSeq and is a predicted model, not a curated record. Lineage: Eukaryota; Metazoa; Chordata; Aves; Eurypygiformes; Eurypygidae. The coding region runs from base 219 to 824 and encodes 201 amino acids. Gene Ontology annotation, biological process: non-replicative DNA transposition. Gene Ontology annotation, molecular function: transposase activity. Gene Ontology annotation, cellular component: nucleus.